This is a messenger RNA of Doryrhamphus excisus (bluestripe pipefish), 4138 nucleotides long. It is a transcript of the gene nemf, whose product is annotated as nuclear export mediator factor. Gene Ontology annotation, cellular component: RQC complex. Gene Ontology annotation, molecular function: tRNA binding; ribosomal large subunit binding. Gene Ontology annotation, biological process: rescue of stalled cytosolic ribosome; ribosome-associated ubiquitin-dependent protein catabolic process. Lineage: Eukaryota; Metazoa; Chordata; Actinopteri; Syngnathiformes; Syngnathidae. The record is from RefSeq and is a predicted model, not a curated record.
GUAAUCAGCUCUGAUCAGCAAAGUGUGGCACAAGCUAGUCUUAUCAUUUUGUUUGACAUUUUUUCUCCCUUUAAUACACAAUAAUUAAACAUGAAAACACGAUUCACCACAGCGGAUAUUAGGGCUGUUAUCGCGGAGAUAAAUGCCAACUACAUCGGCAUGAGAGUGAACAACGUGUACGACAUCGACAACAAGACGUACCUCAUUCGGCUACAAAAGCCUGACAGCAAAGCCAUUCUCCUGCUUGAAUCGGGCAUCCGGAUCCACUCCACAGACUUCGAAUGGCCGAAGAACAUGAUGCCUUCGGGCUUUGCAAUGAAAUGCCGCAAGCACCUGAAGACACGACGGCUGACACAGGUGAAGCAGCUCGGCAUUGACAGGAUCGUCGACAUUCAGUUUGGCUCUGAUGAGGCCGCCUAUCACCUGAUCGUAGAGCUCUAUGACCGGGGUAACAUCAUUCUUGCAGACCAUGAGUACACCAUCUUGAAUCUGCUGCGAUUUCGCACAGCUGAGGUAGAAGACGUCAAGAUCGCUGUGCGGGAACGGUACCCUGUAGAGAGCGCACGACCCCCAGAACCGCUCAUCUCUCAAGAAAGACUCACUGAAAUCAUCAGCAAAGCACCAAAUGGAGAGCAAGUGAAAAGGGUGCUGAACCCUCACCUUCCUUAUGGAGCCGCUCUGAUAGAACAUUGUUUAAUUGAAACUGGACUGCCAGGCUCAGUCAAAGUUGACAGUCAAGUGGAGGCUUCCCAAGCUGCACCUAAAAUCCUAGAAGCCCUGCAAAUGGCUGAGACAUACAUGGAAAAAGCAGAGAACUUUAGUGGCAAAGGCUUCAUCAUUCAAAAGAGUGAGAAGAAGCCAAGUUUAACUCCAGGGAAAGCCAGCGAAGAGCUGCUUACUUAUGAUGAAUUUCAUCCGUUCCUCUUUGCCCAACAUUUAAAAAGCCCCUACUUGGAGUUUGAUACUUUUAACAAGGCGGUAGAUGAGUUUUUCUCCAAGAUGGAGAGCCAGAGGAUCGACAUGAAGGCUUUGCAGCAGGAGAAGCAAGCCUUGAAGAAGUUGGAAAACGUCAAGAGGGACCAUGAGCAAAGACUGGAGGCCUUGCAUCAAGUUCAGGAAGUGGACAGAGUGAAAGGUGAGCUUGUGGAGAUGAACCUGACCGUGGUGGAGAGGGCGCUGCAGGUGAUCCGCAGUGCUCUAGCCAACCAGGUGGACUGGACAGAGAUCGGUAUGCUCGUCAAAGAAGCGCAAGCCGCCAGUGACCCCGUGGCGUGUGCCAUCAAGGAGCUGAAGCUGCAGACCAAUCACAUCACCAUGCUUUUGAAGAAUCCGUACAUUAACGAGGAAGAGCCGGAGGAAGAAGUCUUGAAGGAGGCCAAUGAGGAGAAGGGCAAGAAAAACAAAAACAAAGACAAAGGACAGAAUAAGAAGCCGCAGAAGAACAAGCCCAUGCUGGUGGAUGUGGAUCUUGGCCUGUCAGCCUACGCCAAUGCCAAAAAGUACUACGACUGCAAGCGCAGUGCUGAGAAGAAGGAGCAGAAAACGAUCCAAGCAGCAGAUAAGGCCAUGAAAUCCGCAGAGAAAAAAACCCAGCAAACCCUGAAAGAAGUCCAAACGGUGACCACCAUUCAGAAGGCCAGAAAGGUUUACUGGUUUGAGAAGUUCCUGUGGUUCAUAACCUCUGAGAACUACCUCGUCAUCGCAGGAAGGGAUCAGCAGCAGAACGAGAUGAUCGUCAAGCGCUACCUGCGGGCCGGCGACAUCUAUGUCCAUGCUGACCUCCACGGUGCAACCAGCUGCAUUAUCAAAAACCCCACAGGUAACCCCAUCCCCCCUCGUACCCUGACAGAGGCGGGUACCAUGUCUGUGUGCUACAGCGCCGCCUGGGACGCUAAGAUAGUCACCAGUGCUUGGUGGGUCCACCAUCAUCAGGUGUCCAAAACGGCUCCUACAGGAGAGUACCUGACCACCGGUAGCUUCAUGAUUCGAGGGAAGAAAAACUAUCUUCCGCCUUCCUACUUGAUUAUGGGAUUUGGCUUCCUCUUCAAGGUGGACGAGCAGAGCGUGUUUCGGCACAAAGGCGAGCGUAAGGUAAAGACAGUGGAGGAGGACGUAGAGGACGUGGCGUCCAGAACCGCUGAGCUGUUGGAGGAAGGGGAGGAGCUGAUUGGUGACGAUAGCGGUGCCGACGAUGAAGCAGCAGGAGGAGAUGAGGACACGGGAAAUGGCGAUGGCGGUGCACCACAAACGGAACAUGGCUUGGAGUUAGAGGAGAUCAAAGAGGAAGCGAGUGAAGAAUUGAGCUACCCCGAUACGACCAUCGCCCUCACUCACUUGCAACCCAACAGGAACUCCCAGAACCUCUUCAUCUCAAAGGAAGAGCCCCCUCAGGCUGACGUCCACUUGCCAGGGAAGAAGCACAUGCCGGUGAAACAAAGACGAGAUGAAAAGAAGAAGAAGCAGAAACAGGAGGAAGUGGCCGACCCGGACAAGAACACUGACAUCACAAGCGCAGCACCUGACGUGGACCCCGGCUCUAAAAGUAGCGCCGGCCCCUCCCAGGCGCCACUGAAGAGAGGCCAAAAGAACAAGCUGAAGAAGAUCAAAGAAAAGUACAAGGACCAGGAUGAUGAGGACCGUGAGCUCAUGAUGCAGCUGCUGGGGUCGGCUGGUUCCGCAAAAGAAGAGAAGGACAAGGGAAAGAAAGGUAAGAAGGGAAAAGCGAAAGAGGAGCCUGUGAGGAAGCCCGCCCCUCAGAAGCCUCCUCCGAAGCCUCGCCAAGAGGAGGUUGUGGCCAAGAGACCACCGCAGACGGCAGGGGAGGAUGAGGAGGCUGCUCCUGUGGAACAAGAGGACAAGGAGGAUGACGUGGAUCCAGACAACCCCGGGGCAGAGGAAGCAGAGAACCUACUCACCUCCCUAACAGGACAACCUCACCUUGAAGACGUAUUGAUGUUUGCGGUGCCCGCCUGCGCCCCCUACAGUGCACUCUCCAACUUCAAGUAUAAAGUCAAGCUGACGCCAGGCAGUCAAAAGAAAGGAAAAGCCGCACGAACUGCACUUUUGAGCUUCAUGAAAGCCAAAGAAGCUUCAGCGAGAGAAAAGGAUCUGCUACGCAGUGUUAAGGAUGUCGACCUGUCCAGGAACAUGCCCGGCAAAGUGAAAGUGUCUGCUCCCAACCUGCUGGCUGCCAAAAGGAAGUAAGAUGUGUCGAUCAUUGACACUGGACACUUGAUACAGACUCUGAUGACCAAAAUCCGUCUUUGGAAUGGAGACGAGGAAUCAUGUGAGGAACAAAUUUCUUUUUGGGUGCAUUUCAUGUUCUCUGUUUACGCCCACAACAUUAGGCACACCAGAUUCAAUGAUAACUUUGUAAAAAUUCUCUUUAUACAGUAUGUCCUGCUGUAAAAGGAUCAUUUUGUGUGCUGUGGACCUCAUAAAUAGACAUCACGGUGGUGGCUUAGAAGUUCAAAACACUAACAAAAAGCAAAACAAAUUACAAUUCCACCACUCGGAAGGUCAAUGUGCCAAAGUCCAGAGUUACAGGAAGUGAUAACGUUUGGACCAGUCCGCGCCGAGUUUGCGGUGCGUUCCUUUUUCCAUUAAUGUUGGUGGCCAAGAAGUGCAAAACAUUAACAACCAAACGUAAAACAAGUGAGAAUUCCACCACCUAGGAGGGGAUUGUACUACAGAAAUCAGACAGGAAGUGGUAACAAUAGGAGUUGUGGAGGGUGUUGGCAUCAUGAUUUGCCCGUUUUGUGGCACAUACAAGAAAGAACAGAUGUACUACAGGGGUCCACUAAACAUUUUAAUGAGGGCAUAACAUGGGUACAAUCCCCUUCCAGGUGGUGUCAUAGUGUUUUGAUGUGCCCCAACAUUUACUGGAAAAGGAACGUACCAACUCCCCAAACAUCCAAAAGCUGGUGCAAUUGUAAUUUGUUUUACUUUUUGUUAAAGUGUUUUGCACUUCUCGCCACCUUAUCUUGCUUUUACUUUAAGUUUAUAUUUAGCAAAUAAUUUUGUGAAAAAAUUGUGGAAGUAUAAAGAUUUAAAAUAUUUCUUUAACACAUGGUGGCUAAUUGGGCCAAAGCUGAUCCUAAAUACAGGAAGUAAAAUAAAUAUAUAUUUUUAUUCAUUA